UGCGGUGUGGAUGCCGAGACGCGCUAACGCUGGGCCUUUUCUGUCCGUCUGGGGAAGAGGCUCACCGAACCAACUCCCAAGAUGAUGCUCUCAAGGGCCAAGCCUGCUGUGGGCGGGGACCUACCUCACACUGACAAGAGAAAGAAGAAAGGUAGGAAGAUUCCAAAACUAGAGGAGCUACUUUCACAAAGGGAUUUCACUGGAGCUAUUACCCUAUUAGAGUUCAAACGUCAUGUUGGGGAACAAGAAGAAGACACUAACUUGUGGAUUGGAUACUGUGCUUUUCACCUGGGUGACUACAAGAGAGCUUUGGAGGAAUAUGAAAAUGCAACAAAAGAGGAAAAUUGUAAUCCUGAAGUCUGGGUGAACCUAGCCUGUACCUACUUUUUUCUUGGCAUGUAUAAACAAGCUGAAGCAGCCGGAUUUAAAGCUCCAAAAAGCCGACUUCAAAAUCGCCUCCUCUUCCACUUGGCUCAUAAGUUUAAUGAUGAGAAGAAGUUGAUGAACUUCCAUCAGAAUCUUCAGGAUAUCACAGAAGAUCAACUCAGUUUGGCCUCAAUCCACUAUAUGCGAUCUCACUACCAAGAAGCCAUUGAUAUUUAUAAACGAAUACUACUAGAUAACAGGGAAUACCUGGCCCUCAAUGUGUAUGUGGCCCUGUGUUACUACAAGUUGGAUUACUAUGAUGUGUCUCAGGAAGUUCUGGCAGUUUACCUUCAGCAAAUUCCUGAUAGCACCAUCGCACUCAACCUUAAGGCCUGUAAUCAUUUUCGCCUUUACAACGGCAAAGCAGCUGAGGCAGAACUCAAAAGCUUGAUGGACAGCGCUUCUUCUUCCUUUGAAUUUGCUAAAGAACUCAUCAGGCACAAUCUGGUUGUUUUCCGAGGAGGUGAAGGGGCUUUGCAGGUUUUGCCUCCCCUGGUUGAUGUCAUUCCUGAAGCUCGGUUAAACUUAGUGAUUUACUACCUUCGUCAAGAUGAUGUGCAAGAAGCUUAUAACUUAAUUAAAGAUCUGGAACCUACUACUCCUCAGGAGUAUAUCCUCAAAGGAGUGGUCAAUGCGGCCCUUGGCCAGGAAAUGGGUUCAAGGGACCAUAUGAAAAUUGCCCAGCAAUUCUUCCAGCUGGUGGGAGGGUCAGCGAGUGAGUGUGAUACAAUACCUGGGAGGCAGUGCAUGGCUUCCUGUUUCUUCCUGCUUAAGCAGUUUGAUGAUGUGUUGAUUUACCUCAACUCAUUUAAGAGUUACUUCUACAAUGAUGACAUCUUUAACUUUAAUUAUGCCCAAGCCAAAGCUGCAACAGGCAAUACCAGCGAGGGCGAAGAGGUUUUCCUUUUAAUCCAAAGUGAGAAGAUGAAAAAUGAUUACGUUUACCUCAGUUGGCUAGCUCGGUGCUAUAUAAUGAAUAAGAAACCAAGACUAGCCUGGGAACUGUAUCUCAAGAUGGAAACUUCUGGCGAGUCCUUUAGCCUCUUACAGCUCAUUGCUAAUGAUUGCUACAAGAUGGGCCAGUUCUACUAUUCUGCCAAGGCAUUUGAUGUCUUAGAGAGGCUGGAUCCUAACCCUGAAUAUUGGGAAGGCAAGAGGGGUGCCUGUGUGGGCAUUUUCCAGAUGAUCUUAGCUGGACGAGAACCCAAAGAGACCCUUCGAGAAGUACUCCACUUACUGAGAAGCACAGGGAAUACCCAAGUGGAGUACAUCAUCCGGAUCAUGAAGAAAUGGGCCAAAGAAAACAGAGUGCCUAUCUAAAAUAGCACCAGAGGCCUAACCGGUCACCACUUUGAUCUAAAAUUGGAAAUCAUUCUCCUCAAGUUUAAUGUAAGAUGCAGGGCUCUAUUUUUUGACAUUUCCUUCCUUGCUCUUUGAGCCUCAAGGUCAGUGACUAACUUGCUUAGACCUACCUUCCUGGCUGAACCAAGCGCCACGGUCCGUGCUAUGGCCCUGUGUGUGAUCCGACUAGCAAUAAGACUUUGGACUUGUCUGGUGCCUUUCUUCCUAAAAUUCUCAGAGAAUUCUUACAUAAUUUACUGACUUUAAGGAGAAUGGCAUUAUUUUUUUAAUGUUAGCAUUCGGUGGCAUUUUCCCCUAGCUGCAAUAACAGACGCCUUUCAUGCCCAAGAGCCAUCAUCAUUCCGUCGUCAUCUGUACAUUAUCCCAUUUCCCUGCGGUGUCCCACAAAGAAUUCGUCAUGUGUUCUGGGUCUUAGGAGAGCAGAAGGUAUAAAAAGUGGUAUGAUUCUAAGAGUGGCAGUAAGACUUUUAUCAAACUGUCCAGUCAUUAACAGAUAAUGGACUUCGGGGAUUGCUCUUUCAGUAAUUUUGGUGAUAAGUAGCCUGUUAUUUAUCAUCAAAUAAACAGAAAUAUUGCAGCUGUUUAAAAGGUGCAUACUAUGAAAAAAGUCUCUGCGGUACAUUUAAAGGGGUAUUCAGGAAAUAGUGUGCAAAUCUCAUCAGUCACUUCUCCGUUGUAUUUUAGGGAACUAAACAGGUUAAGGUUCUUUUUCAUAUAUUUUGCUGAAUAAGCAUCAGUUUUGAAUGCAGGGCUACAAAGGUUAUAUAUAUGUAGUGUGGCCGUUUAUUAAUGUAAUGAUAAUCAAGCAUGAGUUGUGCAGAGCCCUUCAAGGGACCUCCUAAUAGCUGGACCCUAAGUCGUAUUCCAGCCUCAUGUUUCUGAGCUCUUGUAACAUAAACCUGUCAUACAACUGGGCACUUUUAGACUCACAACUGAUUUUCAGAAAAUAGACAUACAUGUUUUUACCUAGCAGAUUACCUUCGUUUCUACCCCAUGUAUCUUGUUUCUGUUAGUUUAAGGUGCCCAGCAUUGCAGGUGUAGAAAGUGCAGAGCCAUCCCUCCCUGGCCUGAAAACUGAAAGAAUGUCCUAAGUCCUUGAAGCACUGCAGACAGCUUAGAGAAUUCCCGCAGGCACCGCGUCGGUUGUCCCCUACACCCCCUGCACGCGCUGUGGCUGAGCCUUAAAGGAGGCGCCGGGGACACGCCAGAGAGCAGCGAGGGAGAGAAGAGCAGGGACUGCGGGUAGCCUUCGCCAUCCGGACACUUGCAAGGAGUUCUUCCACUUCCCAUCCUUUAUCUCAGACCCAGAUCUGAUCAGUUCAGAGCACAAGUCAAACUAAACUGGCCCGAAUAACUGCAUUUUAGAAAACAAAAUUAUAUCAUUUUUCAUAUGCCAAAGCUUCUGUCUUCUCAUGCUGUCAUUUCUACUUUUUCAAUAGUUGGUUCUCAGCAUCUAAGGUACGUGGUGGAUCAGACCUGAGCAGAACCCAGUAGGAGUUUUAGAAUUGUCUUGUGAUUCUUACUUAAGCUCGCUUAAAAUGUUAGGAAACGUAGUAGUGGAAAAAGACAGAUGGAGAGUCCUCACUGGCUUUUGGCAAUGGAGUUGGUCUUCCAGUUAAUUUCUGUUACUGUCACAUCUCCUAUACAAGAUAAGCUUUUCCACUGAUGGAGAUUUACUUUUAAAUGAGCUUUUGUUGAAUUUAACGCUCUAGCUUCUCCCUGUCAUUUUCCUGUCUUUGGGGGAAGUCAGAUAAUCCAAAAAUAGCAAUUCCUGGAAUUUUAAACUGGUUUUUUAAAAGUUUUUACUCUAUAGAAUUUUGUGGCUCUAUGCUUUGAGCCACAAAAGCAUAAAGACUAGUUUUAAAGAGAUACCAUCCAGUUGUCAUUAAGGAUCCUUCUGGAAUGUCUUGGCAGGGUCUCAGGAUUGUAGAGUCCUGUUGCAUGGCCGCUUCUCUUACAUGUAAUGAUGAUACAGGAGAGAAGGUGCAGGCUUAGGAAUGUAGUGUCACGUGCACAGUUCAGAGCAUCGGUGUACUAUUUAUAGGUGGUAGCAAAUAUUACUUGCAAAUGGAAAAAAACUGUUAACUAUUUUUGU
Hyaena hyaena (striped hyena) is the source of this 3883-nucleotide messenger RNA. RefSeq names its product tetratricopeptide repeat domain 26 (gene IFT56). Gene Ontology annotation, biological process: intraciliary anterograde transport; intraciliary transport involved in cilium assembly. Gene Ontology annotation, cellular component: ciliary basal body; ciliary base; intraciliary transport particle B. The record is from RefSeq and is a predicted model, not a curated record. Bases 82 to 1746 code for a protein of 554 amino acids. The transcript has 18 exons. NCBI's taxonomy places the organism in Eukaryota, Metazoa, Chordata, Mammalia, Carnivora, Hyaenidae. Gene Ontology annotation, molecular function: protein binding; intraciliary transport particle B binding.